AUGUUAUUUCUGUUAUUACUUUGUUCUGGAAUUUUAGUGUUUCAAUUUGUCUAUCUACCACUUGCCUCUGAAUUUCAUUUAGAACAAGCAUCAUUGAAAAUCAUCAAGAAUCCUCAAAAUGAAUUGAACAAUGAUACGGUACAGCAACAGCAACAACAACCACAACCACAACUUGAUGAAAAGAAUAAUUCAAAAUCAAUAGAAAAACCUAUUCCCAUUGUUGAAAUCAACUGUCAAAUUGCAUUCAUUUCACAAGUACAAAAAUAUGUCAAUCACGAAUAUUUGCAGAAAAAGUUCUCCAAACAUGUACGUUCCUUGCAAAAUGAGAAGAUAUCCCUAUCCUUCUCGAAAUUAUCUUCUUUUGAAGAGUUGAAUUCCAAUACGACUGAUUAUUUUCUAUUCAUCACAACAGAUUCGAGAACAGAAGCAAGUGAUGCAAAAGGAUAUCUUGAAAGAAAUGUCAUUCCUCGCAUUCAAGAACAUUUUGACAUUACUAAAAGUUCGAUCAUUUAUACCACUUCAGAUUCACAGCUCAUUAGUAAGAUUCCCAAUCUUCCCUUGAAGAAUUAUUACGUGCAAUGGACGAGUGAUGUUGAUAAGGUUGGAAAACAAGGAGAAGAACCUUUGAAAGAGAUGACGAAUGAUUUUGUGAAAUCAUGUCGAGAGAAUCGACAACGAGCGAUUCAAGAAUCAAGUCACAAGAAAACAACUCCUUUUCGAAAAAACAAAUAUUCAAAAACCUCUCGUGGUGGCAAUUCCAAAAGCAAAAGAAGAAAUGGAGGUGGAUGA
This is a messenger RNA of Naegleria lovaniensis, 789 nucleotides long. RefSeq lists its product as uncharacterized. The coding region runs from base 1 to 789 and encodes 262 amino acids. NCBI's taxonomy places the organism in Eukaryota, Heterolobosea, Eutetramitea, Acrasida, Naegleriidae. The transcript has a single exon. The record is from RefSeq and is a predicted model, not a curated record.